Molecule: messenger RNA, 879 nt
Organism: Polypterus senegalus (gray bichir)
Lineage: Eukaryota; Metazoa; Chordata; Cladistia; Polypteriformes; Polypteridae
Product: radial spoke head protein 9 homolog
Exons: 6
Coding region: 1-879 (292 amino acids)
Biological process (GO): cilium movement involved in cell motility; axoneme assembly; motile cilium assembly
Cellular component (GO): axoneme; radial spoke
Source: RefSeq, a predicted model, not a curated record
AUGAAUUCAGCCUUCAUGAAUUUGUCUUUGGACGUUGCAUUCAGCAUAGAGCAAAAAUCAGCCUUGCAAGCAUCAAUGGUGAUUUUGCAGAAGGAAUACAAAUUUAAUCAAGUUUUAUUCUGGGGAAAAAUAUUGGGCAUCAAAGCUGAUUAUUUUAUAUUAAAGGGGCUUGGAACAAAUGAGUUGAACGACAAGGCAUUUCUUUACAGUUUAAACUGUAUGGAAUGGUUCCUGCUUCCUCCAGUUUCAGAAGACUUUGUACAAAAUGUUACUUCCAUUAAAGGACCGUUUGUUGGAGAUCUCUCCUUUGAGUAUGAAUAUACAGAUGCUAGCUUGGCAGAUGAAGAACACACCAAGCCAGAAGAUGUUACACAAGUUCUUGUGGCAAACCUGCCUGAUAUUCACGUGGACACUUUUAUUUCUUUACUUAUCCUUACCAAGGUUCACAUUAAUGAAGAAGUUCGGCUUGUUGCUGUAAUUACAUUAAUAGAAAGAGAAGCAGCAGUAGUGCCACGGGGAGCCUACAUUAAGGAUUCACAAGGCUUUAUAACAGUAAAUAGAAUGUUUGAAGGUUUGUCAAUGAAUGAAGCAAAGAAGUUAGAAUCGUAUCUUCACUUUUCCAAUCCAGUUAACAAAGUGAAGAGAUCACUUUUGUUGAAAGCAGAUUACGAUCCAUCGAUUGACUUCCUAAAUUCAUUAGAGGAUGAUAAACCUAAAGGAACAUGGAUAUUGCAAUUUCAGAAAGGAAACAGUGUGGUGUUGCUCAGAAGUUUACUCUGGCUUGGACUCAGUUUUUAUCACUAUCUUUCAACUAUAAAUCAUGGAUAUGUAUAUGUAGGGACAGGACAAAAAAACUUAGACUUUCCAUUUAUGUUCUAG